Molecule: messenger RNA, 912 nt
Organism: Linum trigynum
Lineage: Eukaryota; Viridiplantae; Streptophyta; Magnoliopsida; Malpighiales; Linaceae
Source: the annotation of a GenBank genome assembly
AUGCCAGUGGCGACUUGCCGGCUCCUUUACAUACCCACCACCACCAUCCGCCUUUCCUCUUCACUCCCCUUCUCCUCUUCUUCUUCUUCCGUCCCCCGGAAUUCACGAUCCUUCCCUUCUCCGACCCUCACCUUCCGAUCCACUCGCUCUCCGAUCCUCGGAAGGGUCCUUUCCUCCUCCACCUCCGCCUCUCACGCCGCCGCAACCGCCCCCAUGGGUGACGCGCCCGAUGCUGGCAUGGACGCUGUCCAGCGGCGUCUCAUGUUUGAAGACGAGUGCAUUUUGGUGAAUGAGGAUGAUAAGGUUGUGGGACAUGAUUCCAAGUAUAACUGUCAUUUGUGGGAAAAUAUCGAAAAGGGCAAUGCACUACACAGAGCUUUCAGUGUGUUUCUCUUCAACUCUAAGUAUGAACUGCUUCUUCAGCAACGAUCUGCAACAAAGGUGACUUUUCCCCUUGUUUGGACAAACACUUGCUGCAGUCAUCCUUUGUAUCGGGAGACCGAGCUCGUUGAUGAAGCAUCUCUCGGUGUGAGGAAUGCUGCCCAAAGGAAGCUUCUGGAUGAACUCGGUAUUCCUGCUGAGGAUGUGCCUGUGGAUCAGUUCAUGCCCCUGGGCCGCAUGCUGUACAAGGCCCCUUCUGAUGGGAAAUGGGGAGAGCAUGAACUUGAUUACCUGCUCUUCAUUGUUCGUGAUGUGAGCAUGAAACCGAACCCAGAUGAGGUGGCUGAAGUCAAGUACGUGAACCGUGAGGAGUUGCGAGAGCUGUUGAGGAAAGCCGAUGCAGGCGAGGGAGGCUUGAAACUGUCGCCAUGGUUCAGGCUAGUGGUGGACAACUUCUUGUUCAAGUGGUGGGAUCACGUUGAGAAGGGAACACUCAAGGAUGUAGCUGACAUGGAAAUUCACAGGCUCUAG